AUGAGCUACGGUGGUUACGGAAAUCGUGGAUACGACUUUCAAAGAAGAGAUCGCAUAAAUGAAGAUGAAGUUCCGGAGUCCAAGCAUACCAUUUUCAUUCGUGGUUUGCCUGGAGAUACAUCUACAGACGAAAUAAAAGAGUAUUUCGAGGAUCGGAUUGGACCAGUGUCUUUCGAUUUUGUUAAAACGAGCGCUGAUCAACAACGGUUGUUCGUAGCCGUUCGCUUCGAAACAAGAGAUGAUGCCAAGGAAGCAAUGAGCAAGUACAGCGACAGUGAACUAAUGGGAUAUCGUUGUGAAUUAACAUGGUUCAAGGAUAUUCGGCGGUACGCACAGUAUCAAAGUCUUAAUCAACAAAGGCGCGGACGUCCAGCACUUCGUAGAAACUACCAGUACAACACCAGUAGAGAUCGCGGUAGAGACCCGGCCAAAAGACGUUAUUCUGAACGGGACGAUGAUAGGAGUCGUUCGCGUUCAAAAGAGAGAGGCCGUUCCUCAAGUUAUAGUCGAUCACCUAGUGGAAGGUCUGGGGAGUCGUCAAGAAGUCACUCCAAAAGUAGUGGGCGGGCAGCUAGUGAGGAGAGAAAUCGGCGAUCUUCCUCCAGAGACACAAACUCAGCACAAGGGUUGGGUCGCGAGAAAGACAACGAAGGCGAUCCAGAUCGUAAACGCCGUAAGAAAGAAAGAAAACAAAAGAAGUCGAAGAAGAAGCGUAGUGGUUCUGGCUCACGGAGCUCUUCGGAAGAUCGCUCAUCAACACCGGAGCAAGCAAUAUUUGGACGUCAUGCUCCUGCCGGCUCUCCAGUAUCGCCUAAUCAAGAAGAUUCGCCUACGGCUGCAGCUGCAGCUAGCGCACCACCUCCUAAUAGUGAAACAGCGCAGUCAAACUCGGAUGUUGCUCCAUCACCUUUUCCUGCAGCACCUAUUAUUCCUUCGCCACCAGUUCGAUUCCCGAUUCGCAUUCAUACUCCUGCAAGUGUAAUAAGCAAUACGACAUUUGCAAUUGGAAUUGACUCGGACGAGCUGCCCCGUAAAGUUAUGCGUCACAUGUCCCCAUCUGCUGGUGCUGUUGUGACCCCUCCUUCAGUUGCCGCAGUUGCACAGGAAGAGGAAAAGCUUGAUCAAGAAAAGCAAGACACAGUCAUGACAGCAAUGGAUCUACCUCCUCCCCCUUGUCCACCGUUGUUCAAUAGCGAGAAAAGGGCAAAUCCCAUUUUGUGCAAAUCGGAAAAGCAGGAAAACAAGCCUGCUACACCACCAUCCGAAGUGCCUUCUGCUCCCUCUUCUGUUCAACAGAGCACAAUUUCAUCUCUAGUACGAAAUGAUGGGCCACCACCAUCUAAAUCGGCUACUUCUCGUUUUCCGACAACGGCUCGUCUAUUUACCCAGUUAAAGGAGAUACAGUCUACGAUUAUCAAAACUGUUAAGGCAGAACCGAAGUCGAGCGAAGCCUCUGGUGGUCUUAGACUUAGCAGCUUAGCUACUUGCCAACAAGACAGUGAAGAAGAGAAACGUACAAUCAGAGAAAACAGACUGUCAAAAUUGGACGAAAUAUCUCUUGAGAGGUUCAUGGUAAAAAAGAAAAAGUUGGAAGAGACUUUCCGCGGCGAUUGUCAAACAUAUGCGUUUGUGACUAGAAAGCUUAUUGAGAAGGAUCCUUCACUAGAAUCGCAACUACGCAUCGCUCUGAUCGAGAAUAUGGAAGAUCUCGAAAAGCAGGUCUACGAACAAGUUGAUUGUUUGCUACCCUUUUUUUUAAAUCGAAGAGCUUUUGCUUAA
Necator americanus (New World hookworm) is the source of this 1779-nucleotide messenger RNA. RefSeq lists its product as uncharacterized. The record is from RefSeq and is a predicted model, not a curated record. The coding region runs from base 1 to 1779 and encodes 592 amino acids. Gene Ontology annotation, molecular function: RNA binding. NCBI's taxonomy places the organism in Eukaryota, Metazoa, Nematoda, Chromadorea, Rhabditida, Ancylostomatidae. Gene Ontology annotation, biological process: protein localization to heterochromatin; negative regulation of DNA-templated transcription; negative regulation of gene expression, epigenetic. The transcript has 15 exons. Gene Ontology annotation, cellular component: nucleoplasm.